AUGGAAAAGGAUCGUGAAAAUUCGACAUUCGAAGGUGGCGAGGAGCAGCAAGCCAAGAGGGCUCAACAUGGUCCCAUGCCCAGCCGGCCAUCAAUUACGUCGGAUUCCAACUCAUCGCCAGAAAAGGAGAAACAUGAUGAUGAAAAGAGCCAUUCAAGUCUUCGAGGGGUUGAAAGGUUGCUAGGAAGGGAGGCUUCCAUUAGCAGAGAACAGCCAGAAAUCGACAAGAGCAACGAGGAUGGGCAAUCAGAAGAUAGACAAGAGGAAGGAGUUUCUCUGCAUCAGUCAGAAGCAAUUCGGCAAUAUACCCCUGAGCUUCAACAGGAAGAAAUAGCGCAUCGAAACCCAUCUCAGCAAGAGAUCCAAUUCGUCCUACAACCCAGAGUGUUUCGUAUCCGGCCCAGGAUAUAUCAAUGCAUUAGGCGCACGUGGUUGGGGAAACGGUGCCGGGUCAAGACAAAGAGUUGGGAUAG
This is a messenger RNA of Hymenoscyphus albidus, 473 nucleotides long. NCBI's taxonomy places the organism in Eukaryota, Fungi, Ascomycota, Leotiomycetes, Helotiales, Helotiaceae. The record is from the annotation of a GenBank genome assembly.